GUUACUUGCCUCUCCCAGAGCCUGCAGCUCUGUUCGCUGAGCGAUAUGCAGGAGGACGUGACGUUGGAAGAUGCUUCGGAUCGGUGCUUAGUGGCUUCGGAGCGCACCAAGGCGACACCCUGGGGAUCAGAACUCCGGCGUCUCAGCGCCGAGUUGACGGGGUCCUCGAAGCUAAGGGCUCCCUCAGCCCUGGCAAACGCGUCGAUACAGCUUGCUGCUGUAGCCGAGGGUCUCCGCCAGGAGCCAGGAGCCGGUGUUUCGCUCCCCUCGCCCGAGCCACCGUCCCCGCCACCAGGCCCCGCGGAGGCAGCCACCCCAGCGAGCUAUGCGCAGCUGUUGCGCCAG
Molecule: messenger RNA, 345 nt
Organism: Symbiodinium sp. CCMP2456
Lineage: Eukaryota; Dinophyceae; Suessiales; Symbiodiniaceae
Source: the annotation of a GenBank genome assembly